This is a messenger RNA of Mus pahari (shrew mouse), 2283 nucleotides long. RefSeq names its product reticulon 4 receptor like 1 (gene Rtn4rl1). Gene Ontology annotation, cellular component: plasma membrane. Lineage: Eukaryota; Metazoa; Chordata; Mammalia; Rodentia; Muridae. The transcript has 2 exons. Gene Ontology annotation, molecular function: protein binding. The record is from RefSeq and is a predicted model, not a curated record. The coding region runs from base 45 to 1457 and encodes 470 amino acids.
GGCAUCGCUAUCCACCCCAAGCGCCGGAUUAGGGAGCCUACUCAAUGCACACCCGCAUCCUCGCUUUUCCAAGAAGGUCGAUGGGAGGGGCGGUGAGUCCCUCACUGGUGGGCCCCUGCUUAGAGGCCAAAUGGUGCUGUGUGGAACUGCUGCUGUUGCUGCUGGCUGGAGAGCUACCUCUGGGUGGUGGUUGUCCACGAGACUGUGUGUGCUACCCCGCACCCAUGACUGUCAGCUGCCAGGCACACAACUUCGCCGCCAUCCCAGAAGGCAUCCCAGAGGACAGCGAGCGCAUCUUCCUGCAGAACAAUCGCAUCACCUUCCUCCAGCAGGGCCACUUCAGCCCCGCCAUGGUCACCCUCUGGAUCUACUCCAACAACAUAACUUUCAUUGCCCCCAACACCUUCGAGGGCUUUGUGCAUCUGGAGGAGCUAGACCUUGGAGACAACCGACAGCUGCGAACGCUGGCACCCGAGACCUUCCAAGGCCUGGUGAAGCUUCAUGCCCUCUACCUCUAUAAGUGUGGACUGAGCGCCCUGCCCGCGGGCAUCUUUGGUGGCUUGCACAGCCUGCAGUAUCUCUACUUGCAGGACAACCAUAUUGAGUACCUCCAAGAUGACAUCUUUGUGGACCUGGUCAACCUCAGUCACUUGUUUCUCCAUGGCAACAAGCUAUGGAGCCUGGGCCAGGGCAUUUUCCGGGGCCUGGUGAACCUGGACCGGUUGCUACUGCAUGAGAACCAGCUACAGUGGGUUCACUACAAGGCUUUCCAUGACCUCCACAGGCUAACCACCCUCUUUCUCUUCAACAACAGCCUCACCGAGCUGCAGGGUGACUGUCUGGCCCCCCUGUUGGCCUUGGAGUUCCUUCGCCUCAAUGGGAAUGCUUGGGACUGUGGCUGCCGGGCACGUUCCCUGUGGGAAUGGCUGCGAAGGUUCCGUGGCUCUAGCUCUGCUGUCCCCUGCGCGACCCCUGAGCUGCGGCAAGGCCAGGACCUGAAGCUGCUGAGGGUAGAGGACUUCCGGAACUGCACAGGACCAGCGUCUCCUCACCAGAUCAAGUCUCACACGCUUACCACCUCUGACAGGGCUGCCCGCAAAGAGCACCAUCCAUCCCACGGGGCCUCCAGGGACAAAGGCCACCCACAUGGCCAUCCGCCUGGCUCCAGGUCAGGUUACAAGAAGUCAGGCAAGAACUGCACCAGCCACAGGAACCGGAACCAGAUCUCUAAGGCGAGCUCUGGGAACGAGCUUACUGAACUGCAGGACUAUGCCCCUGACUAUCAGCACAAGUUCAGCUUUGACAUCAUGCCCACUGCGCGACCCAAGAGGAAGGGCAAGUGUGCUCGCAGGACCCCCAUCCGUGCCCCCAGUGGGGUGCAGCAGGCCUCCUCAGGCACAGCCCUUGGGGCCUCACUCCUGGCCUGGAUACUGGGGCUGGCGGUCACUCUCCGCUGAGGACCCAGGGCUCCGUCACCCAGCACUGCCACGUGUCCAGCAAGGAACAGAAUCUUUUCUUCUUUUCUUUCUUCUUUUUUUUUUUUUUUUUUUUUCUAAAUGGAAGAUCUGCUGGGUUUCAGGAAAAGGCUGCUGAAGCCUUCAGCCACAGUCUGGACCCUUCCUGGUGGAUUAUAAGCCCAAAGUGUACAGCUGUAGACAGGAAGGGUAUCACAUCUCACUGGGCUGUCCUGACCGAGCGCCUCGGGACCGUAUCCACUCCAGCACAGUGGUCAAAGGCACGCAAAGUGAGUCAUUAGUGGUGUCGGGACAUGCGCCCCUUGAAGAAGCUGGGCUCUGUGGAAGCCUGGUCAUUUGGAGAGAAGGGCUGAAGGACCCUGCUGGUUUUGGAAGGAGCAGGAUUCAGAACAAGGCUCUCCCAGAGCCAGCUGGGGCAACCAGCAAUCUCAGAGCACUCUUGGCUCUUGCCUGAGAUCACUUAGUUAACCUGCCCUGUCCAACCCUAUGCCAUCCUCAGUCCCUACCCAUGGGGGUAAUGCCUCUCAUUCCUGACGUCUCAGGCAGCCCUGGCAGACCUGCUGGGGUCCAAGAACCAAUCACCAAAGGAGAGAUCGACAGAGGAUGACAUUCAGAACUUUACUCGCAAUGAGAGUCACACAGAAGGUGCAGUUUUAUACCUAUGUCCACUUAUAUAUAUUCUCACUCUGCCCACACACCCACAUAAUAUAUAUAUAUAUAUAUAUAUAAAUAUAUAAAUGCACAGGUCCCCCAACCCACUCCUUACCAAACUGUAUGUCUUAUCAUGUUUAUAAACUAUAUGGGAACC